Emiliania huxleyi CCMP1516 is the source of this 1182-nucleotide messenger RNA. RefSeq lists its product as hypothetical. The record is from RefSeq and is a predicted model, not a curated record. Lineage: Eukaryota; Haptophyta; Isochrysidales; Noelaerhabdaceae. The transcript is spliced from 2 exons. The annotation marks the transcript as partial.
AUGGACCGCGCGGCCGACGGCUGGCGCGUCGUCCACGCCGGCCGCCUUCGCACGCCGCCUCCGCUGCCCGAGACGCUGAAAGCCGAUUGGGAGGCCGUCUUCUCGAUGGGCUGCUCCGAGCGCCAUCGCGUGCUGCGGCCGCUCGUCACCGGCUGCGGCCGCUCGGGCACGCACGCAGCGACGGCGAUGCUCGCUCGCGCGGGACUCAACGCCGUGCACGAGAACGGCCACUUGGGCGACAAUACGGUCUUCGUCUCGUGGCCCGCCGCAGCAUAUGAGCGCUCGGCAACGUAUUGGCGCGGCUGGCAGUGUUUCGCUCCGAUCGUCAAGGUGCAUCGGGAGCCGCUAAACGCAAUCUCAUCCAUCGCCAGCGGCUUCAAUGCCCACGGCGUCUGUGGCAGCGGCAAGCGGAGCGCGACGAGCAGCACCACUGUCAACGGCAGCAAGGUGCCCGACGUCAGCACAGCGAAUGCGCGGCCGAUGGACGAAGCCGGCUGGGAUGCGGUGAGCUUUCAGCUCGCCAACCAGGUGAUCUCGCUGCCGCUCGUCAACGAGACGAACAACUUUGCGCAAUGCUGCCGUCUGAGUCGCCACGAGCGAAUCUUGCUCGCGCUCAACUAUUGGGUCGGCUGGAAUGAGCUUGCAGACAGCGUGGCGACGCACUCCGUACCCAUCGAGAGCCUGGCAGCCGACUCGUUCCAGUCGAUUUGGUGCGCCUACUGCGGCGCCAGCGGAAAUCGCUGCGCGUGCGAUGCCCGCUCGCUGUCGACCAACGCCACCAACGUGGCCGAGUCGCGCCCAGACCACAACUUGAGCUCGACGGAGGUGCGCGGCGUGCCUCUGACGUGGCAGGAGCUCUAUGCGAUCGAUGCGACCGCAGCGAAGCAGGCCGCAGCGCUGGCGCGCGCCUACGGCUACCCCGGGCCGUGGAUUGCUGCCGCUGAUAAGCGUGUGGACGGGACGAACGGAGGAGAAGACUGGGUCACGCUCGGGGGGGACGAGCUCGCGGACGUGUACGCCCUCCCCGCCGAGGACUACGCUGGCGGCGAGCGCGAGCAGCUCUCCUCGGCGCUCGGCCGGCUCCUCGGCCUGCUGCAGGCCGAGGAUGAGCCCUCGCAAUCGUACACGCCUUUUGAGGAGGAGGCCGACGCUGCCGAUGCGGUCGCGGCGGAGGCGGCCGCG